Molecule: messenger RNA, 1059 nt
Organism: Entamoeba invadens IP1
Lineage: Eukaryota; Evosea; Mastigamoebida; Endamoebidae
Product: vacuolar protein sorting-associated protein 26A, putative
Exons: 2
Coding region: 1-1059 (352 amino acids)
Biological process (GO): intracellular protein transport; retrograde transport, endosome to Golgi
Cellular component (GO): retromer complex; endosome
Source: RefSeq, a predicted model, not a curated record
AUGAUAUUUCAAACCCCAAACGGACAAAACGUUUUUCUUUCAACUUUUUUAGAAGGAGAGUUCCUCUACGGCUCACUUUACAUUUCCGUUUCAAAUAAGCGCUGCGAGUGUCAAGGCGUCAGGAUGGAGCUUAUUGGUGUGAUAGAGUCUGAUUCUCAGAAUUGUAAGAAGGAAUUCUUACGGAAGAGUAUUGACAUAUGUGCUUCACGUGUUUUUGAGAUAGGGGAUCACGUCCACUCAUUUACAUUUGGUCGAAUAGAUCGUUCUGAUGACACAGUGAAACGGUAUGACACCUACUUUGGUGUUAUUGGUCGUAUCAGAUAUUUUAUUCGGACGACAUUAACACGGACUUCGUUUUCGAAAACGGUCAAGGAUGUCGACAUAGCUAUAUUCUACAAUGCGCCACCCCCAUUUAAAAAGAGUUAUGAAGUGACUUUUGCUCAACCAGUUAUGAUGUCAUUUGGGAUAGUUUCGACGUGUUACAAUGUGAAUGAUGUUAUCCAUGGGAUGAUACGAGUCGAGAGUCCCAAUCCUUCGGUCAAUGUCUUUGAUGUGACUGAAAUGAAAUUAGUGAAAAAAGAGAUUUUUGUUGUCGAUAAGAACCAAGCAGAGAACGUCGAGACUGUUUGUUCAAUAGAUAUUUUACAAGGCGUCCCUGAGCCACAAGAACCCAUUUUGUUCAAUAUGAUUAUACCGACAGAGAAAGUGCCCGCUUCAUUCAAAACACAAGAAGGUUUUUUAUUAGCGUACUCCGUUAUAAUAUCAGUGAAGAAAGACGAGAAAGUGUUAGCGGAGAAUGAAAUGCCAUUAACUUUAUUAAAGACAAACACAAAUCCAAGAAUUGAGAGUAAAAGAAAGUAUACUCUUCUCGAGUGGAUCGAUGAGAAAACUCGUUUUGAUAAAUUAGAAGCUAUUGAUGUUGUGGAGGUGGGUCUUAUAAAUAAGGGUUUCGAUGUGUUUGAAAAUGUCGAAGAAAAAGACGACGAUGACACCAUUCGCAUCGCUCAGGAAGAACUCGACGAUGACUACAAACAGACAAAAACAAUCGAAUUCGAGUAA